Messenger RNA from Lichtheimia ornata, 1488 nucleotides. Its product is annotated as galactokinase. Gene Ontology annotation, biological process: galactose metabolic process; carbohydrate phosphorylation. Lineage: Eukaryota; Fungi; Mucoromycota; Mucoromycetes; Mucorales; Lichtheimiaceae. The coding region runs from base 1 to 1488 and encodes 495 amino acids. The transcript is spliced from 3 exons. Gene Ontology annotation, molecular function: ATP binding; galactokinase activity. Gene Ontology annotation, cellular component: cytosol; cytoplasm. The record is from RefSeq and is a predicted model, not a curated record.
AUGUCUAACAACGCUCGUGUUCCCACUUACGAUUCACUCGAUAAGAUCUAUGCCACAUCAGCUCUUGGCAAGCAAGGUGUUCGUUACAACAACUUGAUUCAAAAGUUCACCGAGAUCUAUGGUCGCAAACCUGACUUCAUUGCACGUUCUCCCGGUCGCGUCAACCUCAUUGGAGAGCACAUUGACUACUGCGGGUUUGGUGUGAUGCCCAUGGCCAUUGAGCGUGAUUGUAUUAUUGCUGUUGCUACUACGGACCAAGAUACCAAGGUGCGCAUCGCCAAUGUCAACCCCAAGUACGAACCUCGCGAGUUUGAUUUCGAAGGCAAGGAGAAGAUUGUUACUAUUGACGACACCAAGCAUGAAUGGACCAACUACUUCAAGUGUGGCUACAAGGGCAUGUUGGAACGUGCCAAGGAUUUGGAAAAGCCAAAAGGAAUGUAUCUCUUGUUGGAUGGUAGCGUACCAGCAGGAUCAGGUCUUUCAUCAUCUGCUGCCUUUGUGUGUUCAGCUGCUCUUGCCACGAUUGAAGCCAACAAGUUGCCAUUGAGCAAACAAGAGUUGACCGAGAUUGCUAUUGUGGCCGAACGCAAUGUGGGCGUCAAUUCGGGUGGUAUGGAUCAAGCAGCAUCUGUGUUUUCUGAACAACAAUACGCAUUGCAUGUGGAGUUUGUGCCACGCCUUUCAACUCAGCUUGUCAAGUUGCCAGAGACGCAACCUCCCAUGGCUUUUGUCAUUGCCAACACCCUCGUCACCGCUGACAAGUUUGUCACCGCUCCUCGCAAUUACAACCUACGCGUGGUCGAAACAAGAAUGGCUGCUCUUUUCCUUAGCCGCGCUCUUGGAUUGGAUCAACAAGUCGAUUCGCUCAAGGAAGUCUAUGACCUUUACUUUAAGGAUGACAACAACAGCUCGGAUGUGGAAAAGUAUGACAAGUUGUUGGAUGCUGCUAUUCAAGCCUUCCCACAAGAUGAGAGCAAUGGUCAAGGCUAUACUUUGGAGGAAGUGGCUGAAAUGGUCAAUUUGCCAGCACAAACAUUGAAUGAACGCUACAUGACCCGUUUCCCUGUUGAGACCGAUUACUUCCGCCUUGUUCAACGUACUCGCCAUGUCUUGAGCGAAGAACGCCGUGUGGUCCAAUUUGCUGCUGUGUGUAAGCACGCUGAUGCUAAUACCUUGCAAGAACUUGGCGCUAUCAUGAAUGCAUCCCAAGAGUCAUGUGACAAGUAUUUCAACUGCUCAUGCCCUGAAAUCAACACCGUAUGUGAUAUUGCUCGCAACAAUGGCGCAUAUGGUGCUCGUCUCACGGGUGCUGGUUGGGGUGGAUGUACCGUUAUGCUCACCACUGAAUCUAAUGUGCCAAAACUUAUCAAGGCUAUCAAGGAUCAAUACUACGCCAUCAAAUUCCCCAACUUGACCCAAGAAGAGCUCGAUGAUGCCGUCCUUGCUACUCAACCUGGUAGCGGCUCUGCUGUUUACGUUGGCUUCUAA